Molecule: messenger RNA, 1677 nt
Organism: Haliotis rufescens (red abalone)
Lineage: Eukaryota; Metazoa; Mollusca; Gastropoda; Lepetellida; Haliotidae
Product: neuronal acetylcholine receptor subunit alpha-3-like
Exons: 6
Coding region: 1-1677 (558 amino acids)
Biological process (GO): signal transduction; nervous system process; regulation of membrane potential
Cellular component (GO): neuron projection; membrane; synapse
Molecular function (GO): extracellular ligand-gated monoatomic ion channel activity; transmembrane signaling receptor activity; neurotransmitter receptor activity
Source: RefSeq, a predicted model, not a curated record
AUGGCGUCGAACAUUAGCCUUCACACCUACUCAAGGACGGGCGUUUCUCUGGGUAAAACAUCGGAAAAUGGGGAGUUUGAAUUCACCAAUCACUGGGUUGAACACUCAUCUUUUCUACUGAAGCGUUUUGAAAAUGAAGCAAUUGAUGAAUUACAUUUCUUCGUCAUUCUGAAGCGGAGAAGAGCCUUCUAUUGGCUAUGUCUGGUGUCACCACUGCUGGUAUUCCCCUUGCUGAGUCCUCUAAGUUUCCUGGUUCCUGCAGACAGUGGGGAGAAGACGGCCCUGGCCAUCACAUCCCUACUGUCAAUCUUUGUCUUCAUGUCGUCCAUCUAUGAAACGCUGCCUAAGCUUUCUAACACUAUCUCCCUUUUCGUGGUCCUGGCAUCUGUUCAGACUUUCCUCAGCUUCCUGACUGUGAUAUGCAAAGUCACCAUACUCUGUAUCAAUCGACUCCCAUCGAACUACACAAUCCCAAUGUGUCUGAAGAAAGUAUUCAUAAUGGAGGCACCGACGGCAAAGAUCCUCAUAGCAAAGAAGGGCAGCAUGUUGAAUGCUAACCUCGAUGGAGAGACUGUUCACGCCCCUACUGGUUGGCAGGAUCACCUCAUUUUCCCGUAUGAAAUAGAGUCAUUGCAUAAGGUUGAUCGGAGACCAACGAUGUACCGUGCUUUGGUGGUAACGAUCCUGAUACUGUGUUUCAGUGAUACAGACGAGUUUCUAGUGUGGAACCAAACUGAUUAUGGAGGAAUACGCUAUAUUACCGUCCCUGAAAACAAGAUAUGGAAACCAGACUAUGUCAUUGACAACGAUGUCAGUGCCAAAAAGGGAAUCGGAGAUGAAAGAAAGUUGGUAAUCAUCGAUUCCAGAGGACAGAUACUCUGGGAACCUGGUUAUAUUGCUACAACUACAUGUAACGUGGACAUCAAAUACUUCCCCUUUGACACACAGAUCUGUUCUGUGAAGUUAACACCAUGGAUGACGUCGAACAUUAGCAUCCACAGCUACUCAAAGACGGGUGUGUCUUUGGGUGAUACUUCGGAAAAUGGGGAGUUUGAAAUAAUCAAUCAUUGGGUUGAACAUUCACCCUUUCCAAUGACUGGUUUUGAAAAUGAAGCACUUGAUGAAUUACAUUUCUUCGUCGUCCUGAAGCGGAGAACAACCUUCUACUGGCUGUGUCUGGUGUCACCACUGCUGGUGUUCCCCUUGCUGAGUCCUCUGAGUUUCCUGGUUCCUGCAGGCAGUGGGGAGAAGACGACCCUGGCCAUCACGUCUCUACUGUCAAUCUUUGUGUUCAUGUCGUCCAUCUAUGAAACGCUGCCUAAGCUUUCUAACACUAUCUCCCUUUUCGUGCUCCUGGCAUCUGUUCAGACUUUCAUCAGCUUCUUGACUGUGACGUGCAACGUCAUCAUACUGUGUAUCCAUCGACUCCCAUCAAACUACAAAAUCCCAAUGUGUUUGAAGAGAGCAUUCAAGAGGAAUUCACAAACGGCAAAGGCCUUUGUUGCAAAUGAUGGCAGUAUGUUGAGUGCAAACCUCGAUGAAGAGAAUGUUCACGCCUCUGGUGACAAUGCAACUUGGGAAAUGGUUGCAGGAUUCAUCAACACAAUAUGUUUUAUAGUUUCCUUCGUCUCGACUACUGUCGUAACCAUUGUGAUCGGAGCCAUGCUCUUCUCUUGA